Molecule: messenger RNA, 5695 nt
Organism: Mya arenaria
Lineage: Eukaryota; Metazoa; Mollusca; Bivalvia; Myida; Myidae
Exons: 34
Coding region: 124-5079 (1651 amino acids)
Source: RefSeq, a predicted model, not a curated record
UCAAGUGUGCGGGUAAACGAAAGAAAAACGUAGAAUAAUUUUCUAAAUCAUAAAUUAUUUUGCGGUAUAUUUUAAAUGACACCUAUUCAGUAGUGCAGAGCACAUAUUAAUUUUGUGUCCGAAAUGGAUGUUGACCAUGAGGACAUUGAUGAGGAUAUUGAACAGUUGAACAAAGUUCUGCAAGACGAAGAUGACGAAGAAGGGGAAGAAAGCGAGGGUGAACUGCGAAGCAUGGAAUUGGAUGGAGAAUCAUACACAGACAGAGAUGGGUCAAGACCAUCCACAAGUACAGAUGUCACCUCCUCCUUUCCAACAACAUCCAUCUGUACGGACCCGGAUGACAUGUCUGUGCGGUUUGAUUCAUCCACCAUCAAUGCUGAGUCAUGCCUGGCCAUGAACAGGGCUUAUCAGGAAGUGCUACUGGACACGCUCAGGCAGAUUGAGAUGUCCCUCGCAGAAAACAGGACCAAACAGAGCAAACUGCAGCAGGAGGUGAAAGAUGCCAGUAGAUCAUCAAACUAUGAGAAGAAAAUGGCCGGGAAAGGGAAGCGAUGCACAGAGCAGAAUAUACCAUACUUCCGGGACAAGGAUGGCUUUUAUCCACCAGCUAAUGAAGAUGUGAAGAUAAAACAGACUCUGAAGGAAGACAAGACUUACGUUAAAGCCAAACCUGGAUGGUCUAAGACACAAAGGCAAACCUUGAUAAGUGCAGUGAAAGAAGAUGCCAUCCAGCAGCUGGUUAGGCCUCUUCUAAGCAAAUUGGAGGUAGAGUCUGAGAAAGCCAAUAAGUGUAAGAACAAGGAGGAGAUAGAUGCCAGCAAGACUCGAAUACAGCACCUUUAUGACGAGGUUAAUAAGAAACAGAAGCUGUCUGGAAAAGAACUUCUGAAACUGUUUGACCCUGACAAGAUAGACUUCAUGAAGAUCUCGGCCACCAAUAUGAAGGGGAAGUAUGAUGCCACUGAAUGUGAGAAGAUGUGGCGGACAGUACUACAGCCAGGAAUUAACAAGGAAAAAUGGUCCGAAGAUGAAGAUAAGAAAUUGGAAGAGCUUGUAGAGAAACACAACAUGCGAGACUGGAAAGCUAUUGCUGAAGAAUUGGGGACGAAUAGAACACCUUACCAAUGUCUGCAGCAUUACCAAGAAGAGCACUUUGAUUAUGACCAGAGUCCUUGGACCGAGGCAGAGGAUGAAUUACUGAAAGAAGUGGUCGAAACAUGUAGAUACGGAUCAGGAGUUAUUCCAUGGCCACAAGUUGCGUACUACAUAGAGCGGCGAAGCACCAAGAUGUGUGAAAUGAGAUGGUCCAAGGUUGACCCCUCAUUAACCCAUGGCAGGUGGACAGAGGCUGAAGAUAUGGCCCUCCUGGCUGCGGUUCAGCUGAUGGGGAAUGCCUGCGACUGGAACGUUAUUAAGGAUUUUGUGCCUGGCAGGAAUGCUAUGCAGUGUCGAGAGAGGUUUUUGAAAAGUCUUGACAGCUCUGUGAACUUUGACCACUUCACUUACACUGAGGAUAGGAUUGUUCUUCAGUCUUACAAUGAUUUAGGAGCUGAAUGGGCGACAAUAGCCGGCAGAUUGAAAGGUCGUACAGACUGUAUGGUACAAACCAGACACAAACGACUCAUGAAGUGGAAAGCUAUGUACGAAGAGUUCAUGAAACUCCAUAAACCUCUUCAGAGAAAAAUCUUGCACCCAGCGUUUUAUAUUGAUAAACACAACACUAUACAACUGCGUAACCUCCCUGGAUUUAAGAAGGCCACACCAAGGACCUUGAUCAGUAACACAACUAAAAGGAGAUAUAAACAGACAGACGAGGGGGCUAAGAAUAAACAGACAGACAAGGGGUCAAAGGAUUUGAUUGGUGAAGCUAGGAAACUUGUAGAGAUGGGCACUGAAGGAUAUGAGGAAAUGAAAGAUGCUGAAGAUAUCAAAGAAGAGGCUGAUGAUGAAUAUAUAAAGGAAGAAAUUGUUAAAGAGGAGGAAGAGAGCGUAGCUAAUGAGGAGAUAAAGGCACUUAAGCAAGAGUUGCAGGCCUUUGUGGACAGGACCGGUAUUAAGGUGAACGACUACGCCAAACUUAACAGGGACAUUGCUGAAGGUGGCAACUCCACUGUUGUCUGGCGUCCGCCCCCUCUGAGUCUGUCGUCGGAGAGGUAUUUCCGUCAGAUGGUGGACAAAUUCAGCCAACUACAGGUCCUGGUUAAGAGACAGGCACUGAAAGAGAUUAACAAGCUCUAUGACAGUAAAGAGGAUCUUAGUGCAGAAGAUGCACAGCACCUCAAGGUGUUAGGAGAAAUGUUUAGCCAGGAUGCUGCUGACAAGGGAAGGCUUGACCAGUUUACAGAUCGCCUGUAUAAUCUGUUUGGGGAGAGACUGCCGGCCAAGAUGACUGUUCGAGAAUUGCUCGACAUAGCUCGCAGCAAGAAACUUGGCAUCAAGCGGUCACAGUAUAUUCAGGAUGAUGAUGACCCAGAUUUGAUCAAUGAUGAUGAGGAGGAGGAGGAAGAGAAGGAAGAGAAGGAAGAGGAUGAAGAUGAAGACUUUGAUGAUAUUGAAGCUCAAGAGCUUAAAGAAGAAGAACUUGCCAGCCUGACCAAACAACCGUGGGAGGAGAGUGACAGUGAAGACGAGAAAAGGAGGAAGAGAAGGCGAGUGCAGGACAUGGAGAGUGACAGCAGCGAUGAGGAGUACUUCACCAAGCUAGAGAAAGAAGUACAGAAGAGAGAGAAGGAGCGAAAGCUGAAGGCUGCUAGACGGAAUUAUAGGGGUUGGUCCGAUGAACAAAAGUUCAAAAUGAAAAAUGCGAUGUCUCAACACGGAGAACUGAACAGAAAGAUAAAGGCUAUCAUCAAGAGGAAGAUGAACCAGACCGGGCCAGGCAGGAAGAAGAAAUACAUUAUGUACCCCAUGAAGAUUAUAAACCAGGACAAGGAGAGAACUCCAGAAGAAUGGAAGAAGAUUGAUAGAAAGUCCUUUGCUUCAUUCACCAAGAGCCUGGAUGUGGACAGUAAGGUUGUGUUCAACAAGGCCUACCAUACCAGAAGGAAGAUCACAGCCAUGGCCAUGUUAAAACCCAUGGAGAAAAUCAAACGGACACGAUCACAGUCAAGACAGGUGCCGAAGAUAAUGGGCGUAUUGAAGGAAGAGUGUAAUGCAGCUGAUACUCUGAUGGACUGUCAGCAAGAACUCAACAUUGCUGAUGAAGAUCUGGACGGGUCCUCAGCUGAUUCCACAGCUGAGCAAAGCACGUCUACUGAGCCGACCAACUACGACCGCUCCCUUCCUUACAUCCCCCCAAACAAGACGACACUUCUGGGAAUGAGGCAGCUCCUCUAUGAGCACAAGGCCCUUAUUGACAACUCCAAAGCCUACUUCAAUCCGCAGGAACUGAAGAUGCAGUUAUACAAGCUGAAAACUAACGGCCCCAAUCCACUCAUGAAUGUGCUAUUAGCUGCUGGGAAAGAUAUGGAGAAAAAUCGGGCCAAGACAAGCGUAGAACAGCCGAGCCGUAAGAUGAAAUCUUCAUCACAACAUGUAGGACAGUGCCAACAAACCAUGAGGGAAGUACGCCAGACUCAUGACUACCAGAAACUCAAGGCCCGGUUCCAAGCAGUGUUUACAUGGCCAGCUCUCAUGUCGACAGUUGCUAUUCCGAAAGUGCGGACUUUUCCCCCAGCCAUCAUAGAGAAAUUAAAGGAGCCUUCUUAUACUGAAAUUUUUGAGGAAGACCCAGAAAUGAAAGAGGAGCCUGAAGAUGAUGACUUAACAGCAGAUGCUGAUGACGUCAUUCCAGAGAAUGCGGAAGAUGAGCUUGACAAGAAUCUCCCAGAAAUCGAGGCGAUUGAGAAACUGGUGGAGAAAAUCAUGGAGGAAUAUGCUAGGACCAGAAGCACCAGGAGAAAGAGGAUAGAGAGGAAGAGACCUUUGAAGAAAAACUCAAACCAAAAGAUGGGACAACAACAGAGGAUGAAGACCAUGAUCCUCAGACGACUUGGACUAUAUGAAAGAAUGAAAGAGCUUCAGCAGGCUAAGGUCAAGUCAAACAGUUCCAAUCCAAAAGCGGGGCCAUCCAUAGAUCGAACAUACAAACCACAUAUGAGGAAAACGUCCCUCAAUUCGAUCACGGAUCGGACAAGAACUACACGAUCAAAAGGUGGUGUUGAUGAUGAUACAUCUGAGAAAUCUCAAACUGAACCUGCAGACAUUAAAGAAAUGCAGACAAACCCUUGUGAAAAAUCUGCUGGUUCUGCUGAAGGUGUUAAUAAAAGUAAUGAUUUACAAAGACCAACUGAAGAUGUCGUUGAAGAUAUGGCAAUUGAUGAUCAGGUGGAUGAUGUUAAUGAUGACAUUAGUGAAUGUCAAACUGACAAGGCUUUAGAAUUGAUCAAUGGUAAUGCUCAAAAAGUGAUUUCAGGAUCUAGUCAGAUUGCAGAAAACAUAGUGCCUGACAGCGAUCUAAACUCUAAGGUUCCUCAGUCAAUAGAAGAAAGUAAAACUGUUGCAGAUCCAGAACAAUUAGAUAUUACACAGACAGUGGAGAAAGAAUGCCAGAAUGAAGUCCAUCAGUUGAAAGCAAGUGAUACCACUGUAAAAGAAUCAAAAGAAAGUCAGAAGAUUGUAAAUGAGUCAAUAACAAGUCAGAAUAAUGUUAAUGAGUUGAAUGUUAGUCAGAUUAGAAUUUGCAACCCAAAUACAAGCAAAAAUGAAUCUGAAGAUCAUGAAAUGGAUGAAGAAAUUAACAAACAACAUACAGCUGAAGAGGGAUGUCAGGCCAACUUUGAGGACAGUGAUGAUGAUGAUGUUACACCUCAGGAGAAGUCAACUCGGUCUACUGAGCCAUUAGUUGAGGAGGUGCCUAAGAGGAGGCCUGGAAGACAGAAGGGUACAAAGCUUAAGUGCUACACUCCCAAGGAGAGUGCUAGGAAAUCAUCCCGCCACCCGGUUAUCCCCCCUACUAGUGAUAGUAAAGAAGCUAAAAAGGAUGGGCAGGAUCCAGCAGUAAAGGUUUGUCCAGUAUUCAGUUACAGAGUGUUAUUGAAAUUAGACAUUGGUAUCUACCAUUCCAUAUUCUUAUGGUAAAAAAAAUAACGAGUUGAUUGUUCAUAACUUGUUCUUAUCGUCAUUGUUGUUAACGUCAGUGUUGUUGACUUUCAAAUCUGAGCUGCUCAGGAACAUCUUGGAUACCCUUUGAUCUGCAGUAUGUCUAACAAGAUUUGAGACUACUAUUUCAACUGUACCCGAUUAAUUUCAAUAUAUGAGAUAAUCAUCAAAUUAUUUACGUUUAAAAAUUAACAACAGUCAUAGUUGUUUACAUUGUUAACUUCAAACAAAAUUCUAAAUAAUGUGAUUCCAGUACCAUGAUGCUAAAAAACUAGCUUAGUUUAAACUAUUUGAUUUUACAAUGAUCGUGAAACAAGCUAUUGUAACUUAUAUUAAUCACUCUCGUUGGCACAAUGUUGCACGGUCUUGAGAUGUGGGGGAAACCUGAGUGCCCGGAGGAAACCCAAUUGUCCUACUCAGUGACCACAAACCAAACUCACAUGUGACCAUACUGGGAAUCGAACCCAGGUCGCCUAGGUGAGAAGCGAGUGCACUAACCACUGCGCUUAGCAGACAACAGCUUGUUAAUAAGAGAAAACUGAUCCAGCUAAGCCUUAAAAGCAGUGGGAAGGCCCUGCUACCUUUUUUAGGCCGC